CCGAAAGUAGACCUUAUCCGGUUGCUAUGGUAAAUAUGAAGCGAAAUGGCGGUGUAAAUAAAUUCAGCAAGCCCCUUUCGGAUAGAUAGGGGCAUCAUUUCAAGCCAGGAGGCUAACUGGGACAUCAUUUGCGGGAUAUGCGUGUAGGCCUCCACAAAAUAAUGAAGAAUGACUGCACAAUCAGUUUUAACGAAAGGGAAAUUCCACGAUUUCACAUUUCGAAGGACUGUUUCAGCAUCCCCAGGAAAUGAUUCAGAUGCUGUUGGGAGUUCUCUAGGGGGGCGUGUCCCCAUGUAUAUGGACGCUACUGCCCCAGCUGUUAUAAGAUUAACACACACUGGUACUAAUAGCAAACCAACAUCAGCCUAUUCUACAAUUUCCACAAGAAACCAUUUAUUUGACAUCAAUGAAACUAUUGUUGUCCAAGAGUCUCACAAUACAGGGACAAUUGUAGGUGCUCAUUCCGAUCACAAGGCAGCACAGAGUCACUCACAGCCAUUUAUCUAUCCAGAUAGAUUGCCAUCUAGAAAUGGCUUUAUCACCGCAAAGCAGUCGUUAUCACAAAUUCAGGACAGUCGAGCAUUAGAUGUUGCCGAUAUCCACUCCUUAUUAACGUCUGAUGCUAACCGCAGACCAUCAUCACGUAUACUUCGGGAAAAUACAUCAAAAGAUAUCAAGCCACCAGAUCAUGAAUUCACAGAUUUGGCAAGAUGUAAAACUGCCACUACACUUAGAAGUGGUUUUAUUGAGGAAACUGACAAUCAUACUUGCCCAUCAGGUCAUUCCGAUGAAGAUGAUAAAGACAAAGACAACGGUGAUCAAGUUGAAGAUAAAGACGAGUUGGAAGACACCUUCCCCUUAAAAGGAAAUCCCUACCUGCAGGAGCCGGACAUCGUUAUCAAUGUUCCAAGUAAAUCAUCGACUAAGAAAGGUAAAAAGAACAAAAAGAGAUCUAAAUCUUCAUUGAGCACAAAGAUGAAAAUAAAAUUACAGACAAGUAAUAGACUUUAUCAACAGAGUAAGAUGAAGAUCAUACCACCAGCAACAAAAGUAAAAUCAGACAAAGAGAAUAGAACCUCUGCAAAUGACAGUACAUUUUCAAAUCUAUCAAGUGUUCUACAAGCUCAGUGUAAACCUAUCACAUUAGUAAAACAUGAACAAGUUCCAGUUUCAUCACCAAAACAUACUCAUAGGUCUGGUGCUAUGUCAGAAAUCUUGCGACCAAAAAUUGCUCAGAUUGAUGCUUUAAAGCCGUACAGCAAAUCAUCAGGAGGAUCUAGGAGAGCAGGAGGAACAGAUUCACUAACUUCUCAAGAGAAAUUGCCUCAAAUGACGAUAAAUAAUCUAGUGCAACAAAAUUCAAGUCAAGAACCAAGUGUACAUAUGUCUUCAGGUAGUGAUUUACUGAGUACUUCAAAGUCUUUCCUCCAUAAUGAAAAUCGUGUGACUUAUUAUCAGACGUCUGUAAAUGAAAUUACAAAAGUAACCAAAGUGUAUUUAUCUGAGAAACAUUCCGGUACGAUGAAGGACUGUGGAAUGGAAUAUCCUUGUGCACCUCCUGCCACACCAACACCAGAUCAACUGAAAAAGGUGGAAUAUGUGCCAAGUAUGAAUGAUAUAAGGGCACAAAGAGCUGUCAAGUUAAAGCUACAGGUGCUAGAAAAGGAAGCGAGCAAAAAGAUGGAGAAACAGAAGGAAGAAAAGGCAAGACAGGAUAAACUUCAAAUGAAGGAUAGAGAGAAGGAAUUGAAGAUGAAACAAAGAAAUGAGAUUUAUGCCCUGAACAAAGCCAUGACAGAGUUAGAACAGCAAAGAUUUCAGGAGUUUUGCUCUAAGAAAGGAAUCGUGUUAUGAGUUGUACACUAGAAUAAUACUCAACGGCCCAUAUGACAAUCCACGUGUCCUGAUUACAUAAAAUCUGUGAGGAAAUCUUGUUUAAUAAUGUUGAUGUAGGUAGUGAGUAAACUGUGUGUUCCUGAGCUUGUUAUAAAUCACGGAAUGCAAUGUAUUAAACUGAGCAGGUUUAGAAUACAGUGAGAAGAACUGAAAUCAUAGAUGAUUGUCAACAUUUUUCAAUUUUUGAAAAUGUAUGAAAAAUGCCAAUUACAUAGAUAUUCAAAAUACAUGAAUGCAUUGUGUAGCAAUUUAGUAAAUAGCAAAGUACGUCCUGUUUUGGUAAUCUUCAAACGAUAUCUUUUCAAGUCUGAAACGCGAUUUAUAUAUUUUCAUUUUGAAAAAUUAUAUCAUUCCUGCUAACAAAUAUAGUCUAUUCGAAUACAAUAUAUAUCCGAAAGCAGAUAUAAGUCCAAAAAGACAUUAGAGGCAUUUGAGAUAUCUUUAUUGAAAUGCGUGUAACUAUGCAUGCCAUGACAUAUUAUUGUGUCAAAAAGCGAUCACAAAUUGAUAGGUACUGCUUGAUACAUAUCUGUACAUGUAUAUUAUAGCGAUUAGGGUUUUCUAUGAUUAAUAUACAAACAUCUUUGUUUUUUCUUAGACGACACAUACAAGUAUGGAUCUUUUAGCGUUUACUUAAUUAACUGCUAGUAUUACGCCGACUGUAUGGGAAAGGCUACUAUCUAUUAAAUCAGGUCCUUUUAUUUACAAGAAAACUUUUUUUUUAUUUCUAUUUUUCGUGCUUAAUUUGUUAAUGUAAAUUAUUCUUGCACUUAUUAAAAUUAUGAUAAAUUUAUUAUUUAUUUCAUAAUAUGAAAUAAAUAAUAAAUUAAUCAGAAUUUGGUGUUACGCCAAUUCCAAUUUUUAAGUUUAAUAUUGUGCUUCGGUUUUAAAGAUUCAAAGACAUGUACUUUUAGUAUAUCCUUGGUCAAAUUAAGUCAUCAUCUUAUUGUUAUGAAUUUUUUACUUUUUUAACAGUUUUAUUGAAAACCAGUGUCCAAUAAAUCCGCUUUACAGAGCUGAACAUUUGUAUUGAAAAGCCAGAUUGAAAACAUUACCUAUGUAUUUCGAUAUCAGUCCUAACCUCAGACUAAAAUAGGUUAUAAACAAACUAUAACGUUACAAAAUUAAGAAUCAAUGUAUCAGUGAUUUAUCAAUGAUUUAACUAACGAUUCAUGAAAGAUACUGAAACAAUUGCAUAACAAAUAAAACCCCAUUGGUGUCAUUAAACUCAGACAGUCGUAUUAAUGGAAGGUGAAGAACAAGGUAGGCUGAGUAUUAUAAUUGGUAGUAGGAUUGUUGAGUUGGAAGUGAUCUGGACUCCAUUCUAUGCACAUCGUUCGAUGAAGUUUACUCAAACUAUAUUCUAGCAAAAUAUUGUGGUAUGAAAAUGAUUUACUUAAUAUGUAAAAUGAACAAUUAAUUUAUAAUAUAUUGUAUAUGUGAAACCCUGACUUGGAUGGGAGUUUGUCCGUUGCUUUCAUAUGGAAUCAUAGUGAAGUAAUAUAUUACCUUCCUUUGUUGAUGAAAUAGUCUAGUCUGAAAUGAUUAUAUUUAAUGGGUAUGUUACUGUAAUGAUUUUGGUAGUUUUAGGCUGAGGCAUUAGAUUUGAUUUAUUUCUUUAUUUGAUAUCAAAUGCGAAAUACUGCAAGUCAAAAGAAAUCAUUGAAAAUGUUAUUUAUUUGCCAUGGAAUACAAAUGCUAGAUUUUUUUUAUAAAUUCUGCUAAAACAAGCAGAGAUUCUUUUACAGAUACAAAAAUUGUCCUGCAACAACAUCUCUUGAAUUUAAAUUUGAAUUGAAGAAUUUAAAAAAAAAAAAAAAAAAAACUUAAACAAAUAUGAAAAUCACAAGCUAUUGCUGUCAUUUUAUUGUUUUAUCUUAAAUUUGAUAAAAAUAUCACUUGGAAUUGUGAAAAGAUAGCUUAACAUCGCCAUCUUUAACAUGAACAAGUAUUUUAAUUCUAUGACGUCAUUGUUUCUAUGAUGCUGUAAGUCAUUAAUGAAGAGGGAACAUUUGGCAUAUUAAUUGUCAUCCAAAAUGCAAAUGAUGAAUUUCCUUGUAAACUUUAUAUUUUUACACAAAAUAAUGAAUGUUUUUAUUAAAUUUAUUUUUAUAUUUUUAUACCAAUUUUCUUUUUACGUAUUAUAUGUUGCAUAAAGUGGUCUGUGAUAAAUAAAUGGGAUAACUUCUAGCAGAGACAAUUGCUAGUAAAAUUUAUGUGUAUUCUAACAGCUAUUUACAUUUCAAAGGAAGACAAUACUAUAUAUUUACUGUUAGCAUUCAGUUGUUAUUUAUUGUAACAUACGUACAAUGUAUUUCUCAUUGUCUGAUUAUAUUGUCUCCGAGAUUGUCUUCAUGUAUGUCAAUCGUGAUGUUGACCUUUGAUAUAUUCAUCAGAAUGUGAGGGAUUUUGAAAUUUAGUGUAUAAUAUAGUGUUGUAUCAAAUGCUUGGGGAAGUUAUAUUCCCUUGUGUCCAAAUUAAUUCCUCGAUUAUUUUAUUCCUAAAAGGAUUUCCAGAAUUUGUUUUCCCUGAAAUUAUUAUCAAAGCUAGCUUACAAAGCUACUAAGUUAUGUCUUUUGAUUGUAUCUCGUGUAAUUUCAAUUAUACACUGUUUUUGCUAGGAGUAUAUAUCUAAUGUUGGAACAUAUAAAAUGACAUUUAUAUUAUUAAGAUUUUUUUUUCUAAUGCUUUAUUAUUGAAAAUGUGAAGUGUUCGUUUUAUUUCAAUCACUGGCAUCAUACUGCGUUGAUUUACUUAUAUAUAUAUUUGAAUUCCCGCAUACAAAAUGUACUGGAAAAUAACUGAUAUUUCGGAAAUGACACUGACUCAAAUGAAAUGUAAUCUAUUGAUUAGUAAUGAUAAUAUUCCAGGUUGGAAUUAAACUAGAAUUCACAUAUAUUAAGAGCUUUGUAGUUAACGUCAAGAUAUGUGAAGCAAAUCACUGUCUUUCAAACUUAGCUACACAUUACUUUGAAUACAAUUUUCCUAAAUAAGUGGUUUGCAAAUGUGUUGAAAAACAGUGUUCUAUGCUGAAUAACAACUUAAGACUUCUUUCAAUAAUAAUAGAAGAAAUAUCUUCAUUAAUUUUGAAUAAUUGCCAGAUAUUUGUUUUAUUAAUUUUAACUUAAUAUCAGUGUCCUCGGGUUGAAGAUAGACUAAAUGCAUGUUGAUUAGUUCUGUCCUUACCUUUAACUCACCCACACUAAAAUAAAUAAAUAAAACGUGUGAUUAAUUUCGGGAAAAUAUUGAAAAUGCGUGGUUGGGAUGCCUCUUUAUUAUGGGCGAAAUUUCAAAUAAUUAAUCUGAGUGUCAUUAAUUGUAUCAAGGACGAUAACCCCUUGCCUAUAUAUAAGGAUUCGCCAUGACACAAAUUCAUGUACUUUAAAUGUCUCGACAUCUCUUUAAAUGUGUUACAAAUCUAUUCUUAAAGGACAAAAUCUUUAGUUAUAGUGAUGUUCCUUCUGACAUGGUCUAUCACUUAUUGCCAAUUGUGGAAGUAAUACAGUAAAUGAUAUUAUACUGUUAUCAAAGGCAAUUGCCUCUAAAUGUUAAAUUUCUAGUCAAUCUGUCACUUAUUUUCUGACCCCAGUCUGUGAUAAAUAAUAAAAUGGCAACAUAAAUAUCAAG
Pecten maximus is the source of this 5523-nucleotide messenger RNA. RefSeq lists its product as uncharacterized. Gene Ontology annotation, biological process: protein secretion; negative regulation of protein ubiquitination. Bases 169 to 1854 code for a protein of 561 amino acids. The record is from RefSeq and is a predicted model, not a curated record. Lineage: Eukaryota; Metazoa; Mollusca; Bivalvia; Pectinida; Pectinidae. Gene Ontology annotation, cellular component: apical part of cell. The transcript has 5 exons.